Lymnaea stagnalis (great pond snail) is the source of this 23553-nucleotide messenger RNA. Lineage: Eukaryota; Metazoa; Mollusca; Gastropoda; Lymnaeidae. The record is from the annotation of a GenBank genome assembly.
GAAUGAAUUAUAUAUUUUUAGUUAUUUUAUGUAUUUAUUCCUGGAUAUCAGUUGUAUUCAAUCUUUUUUUGAAUUAAUCAUUCUUUAGCACUAUUGUGGAAGACAAAGAUGUUUUCAUUAAUUUCCAAAAUAGUAGGAUACUUUUUUGGAGAUUCACCAUCAGAAAAAUCUACCAAUUCUUCAAAUCAAAGUUACUUGAACCAAACUGAUGACUUUUCAUAUCUUGAUGCUCCAUUCUUAACCACUGCAAAAGAAAAUGUAAAGAUUCAAGCCUUGAAUGGAAAAAUUACUCAUUUAUUUGAAGGUCAUGGACUUAUAAAUGGUGACAUUUAUUUCUCAUCUGGAAAUUUUCAGAGAGGAGAACAAAUAGAGGUUUGUAAAGUGAAUUAAUUUUUUCCAUUAUCAUUAUUAGAAACUAGGACGAUUUUAAAUUGAAUUUAAUGGUCAAUAAACUUACUAACUCCUUUCACAAUCUUUUUUUUUUCUCCAUGGAUAAAUGGUAGAUUGCUUGGUUGUAAAUUGUAUGUUAAAUUUUUUAUUUCAUUAACCCGUCAUAGCUCUGCUGAUCCUAGAGAGCUGUAAUUUAAUAAAUAGGAACCAAAGCGCAGUGAAAAACUUGAAAAAAGAAAAACAAAAAGAUGAUUGUGUCGACCAAGAAACCUCUUCAGCAAACAAAAACAGUACUAGUAAUGAAUUUAAACGGAUUUAUUUUAUUCUGUAUGAAGUCCAAUAGAUAAUUUGGUAAUUUGAUAAUUUACAGAGAUUUUAAAUCUGUCAAAGGUUAGUUGGACCAAUGGACAUCAUUUUUAAAAAAAACAAGGCAUUUUAAUAGUCAUUUAAAAAAGGGAGUUAAUACUUUGCAGGUUGGUGAUAAUGUAGAAGUGAAAGCAGUCCAACAUACGGAAGAUGGUGGCUGGUAUGCUGAAGAUUUAAAAGUCACUAAUAAUGAUUGGAGCGGAAAAGUCCAAGAUGAUCCUGAGGAAAUUGAUAUCAGUGUACUUCAGAGCCAAGUGGUGAUGGGCAAAGUCACUUCCAUCAACAAUGUUGCUGGGAAAAUCAAUAAAGAUAUUGACUUUGACAUAAGCGAUUGCAAAGAUGAAUAUCUGCCUAUGAGAGGUGACUGGGUGUCUGCAAAUGUGAAGGAGUUUGAUAAACAGCUUGGUGAGUGUGAUAUCCCAACAAAAAGGUGGGGAGUUGGUAAUAGAGUAAACUAAAUUUUUUAAAAGUUGCCCAUCAAUAAUAUACAACUUUAUCUAUGUUUGAAUUUUUAUAAAGUUUGAAGCAUACAUUUUUUUUAUUUUAAGCAAAACAAUAUGUACUAAUUAAUAUAUGUAAGCAGAAUUAUGCCACAAGCAUAUUAAAAAAAGAAUUACAUUAGAAACGGGUAAUCUUUUGAAUGAAAUAAUAAGGCUUCCACUGUAUUAGUAGUAUUCAAUUUCGGCUGCAAUAAAAAAUAUGCUCUUUGUACCAUGAAUCAGAAACUAUUAUUAUAUAAAAUUUACAAACAAUCCUCCUUUUUUUUUAAACAGAUGUUGUAGAUGAUUGGAGCAGUAUGUCUGUCAUCAAAGUAAAGCGUGCUUUUAAUAUCAGUCCAUCAAGGCAAUGCAUCACAGAAGGUGUUGUUUCAGCUGUAAUGCAAGACCACGGCUACAUUGAAGAAAAAGUGGGUGAAAGGCAUAAAAGGAUAACUUAAUGGAGAUAAUAAAAAAAUAACCUUUAAACAGAUAAAUCUGCACCAGUUGGCUUUAAUCCAUUAAAUAUGUUGAUUUUGUUUUAAAAAAUGGAGCACAUCAUCAAGCUUAGACUCUGUUUAUUUUAGUCAUGUAUGUCUGGGCACAAAAUUGUAUAUGUAGAAAAAAAGAGCAAAUUUUAUUAUGGCUUACCUAAUUACAAUAUUGCGACUACACAACAGAAAUAUAAAUUAAUCAAAUAUAAAUAGUUUAACUAUUUAAGAGAAAUCCAUAAACUAAAGAGAGAGAAAAAGUUACAUUAAUAUGAUUUUACUCAAUAGUUGUUUUAAAUUUUCUUUAGAAAAAGUUACAUUAAUAAGAUUUUACUCAAUAGUUGUUUUAAAUUUUCUUUAGGGCUUGUAUAAUUAUUGAUCCAGACCUGUUAACACCUAAGCUUUCUCCGUAGUAACUACAAGCUUAAGACUACGAGGAGCCUAAAAUACCCUAUGGUUUCUGGAGUUUUUUCGUUUGUUCGGUUUAUUUUUAAUAAAAAAAUUCAUAAUUGGGGUGUUUCAGUAAAAAGUUUCCGCACCGUAAGAAAUCAACCCCCCCCCCCCUUCCCAGCCACGCUAACAGACCAAACUAUUCUUUGGAACUUGAAAGUAUGAUUUUGAGAACUGAAAACGACUCUGACCCUAGCCCGGGGGUAAACAGGUCUGUUAAUCUAAUGAAUUUUAUCUCUGAAUGUUAUCUGUGUGUAAUCAGACUUUUCCUUUGUAUUUAUUUUAUUCUUUCACCAUAUUGAUCAUGAGGUUACUUAAUGCUGAUAAAAUAGAUAAUAAUAAACAGAUAAAAUUAAUAUUCCGUAUUAGAAGGUGUCUUUUCACUGCAGAUAUAUUUUGACAAGACUGCCUGCUUAAAUGGAUACUGGCCAAAAAGGCAGGAUGUUGUCAAAGUUGUUGCUGUAGAAAACUCUCGGGGUAAAACCUGUGAAUGGAGGGCGCUCAGUUUGGUGCCAUUGUCCAGUGAGUCACAAGUUUACAGGUCAGUUUUCAUGGUUGUACUGUAAUAGACUUUUAAAGUGCUUAUUUUAUAAUAAUGUUUAUAAUGAUGUUUAUUUUGGUAACCUGCUGGUUUUUGUAGACGUUAUUUUAAAAAAAUAUUUUGUUAGCAUUGUUCAGAUUUUAAUUUUAAAUCAGUAAACAUGCAAAAUUUAUUUCUCAUUGAGUAUGAUAACUAAAAGCUGACAUAUUUUUUAUUUUUAGAUCUUUUUGCAAAUUUAAAAAAACUUGUCUGAUGAUAUGUUGAAGUUAUAUUAUUAUGGAACAUUUUACAUGUCAUCGUUACACCAUUUAGUAGAAGAAGAAAUCCUUUGAUAAUAAAUUAAUGCAUGGAAAUAUCAAGUAGAAAAUAUAAUUUCUUACCAGGUUCUGUAUUAAAUGUUAGGAAAUGGUAUGUUAAAAUUAGAAUGCAAGUAUUCUGGUAAGACUUUUGAAAAAUUAUUUCUAUUGUUGAAGAUCAAGGCAGUAUAGAGAACCUGCUAGGAAUGUCAACAGUACAUGGCUGGUUCCUGGCCAGCGACCUAGAAGGUGAGAAAAAAAAUAACGCUUUACUGGUAAAAUCCCUGCUCACAUUAUUCCUCUUAUAAAGAGAGCGUAAUUUUAUAUACGAAGGUUAUUUUCAUUAAAAAAAUUUAGUAUUUUUUAAAGUAUUCUAUAUUUUUAAAUCGUACAAUUGGCAGAAAAAUUAAAAAUAAUUAAAAAUCUAAAGAUUGUAAUAGUUUUGAUUUGUUUUUAGAGUUUGAGAAACAUGUGACUUGACUCAGUGAGAGUCGCCAUCUUGGGCACAUUUUUGUUAGACGCAAAACAAUGUCACAGUGCAAUCGCUAUGAAAAUGAAUAUUACUGAUUGAAAAUAUUGAUCACUUUCUAUCUGAAUCUUCUGAGGAGGAUAAUUGUGAACCAGAAUCAAGUGUUUAUGAUUCAUAUUUUGAUGAUAAUUAUCCAUUGAAGUCGUGAAUACCAGAAGGUUAGAUUUAAAGUUUUUCAUCAUUCUAUGUUUUUUCUGAGUUAUUUUUACAAUUUUUAUUAAUGGAUUGGUUAAAUUUCUUUUUUUAAGAAUAUUAAAAUAUUUACAGCUCAUUUAAAAAAUGAAAUUUCUUUAAAAAGUGCUUCAUUUUAUAAUGUGCGCAUAUUUUAUUACAUUAGGUAAUAGUGAAAUUGUCAUUAUUAGCAACUGCUACUACAAUGUAAACAAUGCAUCGGAAGGUACAUAUGAUAUAUUUCAUCAUAAAGAAUAUGAAAUUUGCCAUCUGUUUGUGUUGUAAAUAUAAAAUAUUCAAUGAUGGUGUUUUUUAAAAAGUCCUAAUUGUAUUUAUACUAUUUGGAUCUAUGAAAACUGGAAAUGCAAGUAAAGUCAAGAUUAGUAGUCAUAGGCCAAUAAAUGUAUUACCGUAUUCAUUUCAUCGCUCAAAGUAGUGUAUAUAAAAUUAGUUUUUCCUUUACAUUCACAGGUUAAAAUCAUCUGUUGUAAAAGAUGAUGACCCACCAGUUUCCAAUCCUAAGUUUCUCCCAGCCAGAAAGCCAAGCUUACAUCUGAUGGAAGAAAUGUCAAGAUGGAUACAGUGAGGCAGUUUAUUCAUCCUAAAGAUUUUUCAAGAUAUUUUUCAAACUGGAUUUGGUUGAAGUUGAAGCAUUUAUAAAAUACACCAGCUGUUCAUCUACCAUGGGACCUUCCAAACCUUUCCAUUAAAAGAGUUUAUAUUUCAAUAGAUGAAUUUUACAAACUUCUUUGAUUUCUAAUGUACAUAGCAACUGCAGAUCUGCUUCUUACUGUUAUGAUUUUGGCACACAAUGUACGAUUUUGAUAUGUUUUUUACAAUUGUAUGCUAACACCUGACAGAGCUACGAUUUUAUGACGCUUGGUUAGAAAAGUACAUUCCUGUGAAUUUUACGAUUUAAAAAUGUUUUGUUUUAAAAGUAAAAAUAUGUUUUUGCUUGUUAGUUUUUGCUUCUUUAUACACCUGGCGGCGAAUGGACCGAGAAAUACGAUUGGCUGGGGACCAUCCAUAAUUAUAUUAUGUACACAUUGAGAGAGGAAAGGGGGUGGUGUUGACUUGGAAGUGGACGGGUGUGCAUGAUAAGUGUAGUGGCUGGUGUCUAAAUAUUUUUAAAGGCUGCAAAAUAACACCACCACAUUUUGUAAUAAUUGUCAAAUUGUUGUUUUGUGUUUUCACAAUGAACACACUAGAGACAGCAGCAGUAAUAUUAAGAGUGACAAAUUUUGUAAACAUUCGCUUUUGUUUGCUUCAGUGUUGUAUGAUGUAAUUUUAUGACUUAAUUAUUUAGUUCUUCAGCUGAACAGCUGCGAUUGCGAAUAGGGAGAAAACUACGGAUAUUAAAAUUUAAAAAAGUCCAUUUUCAACUGUUCCACACAGCAUGUUUUAGAUUUUGAUAUAUUUUUUUAAGAUCUAAUAAUCAUCAUUUGAAAUAUAUUGUUAGAAGUCGCUAAGCAGCUGCACAAUUUUAAUAGACCAGCAAUCCUCUUCCCACAGCUAGCGGUAGUUUUUAGACUACAAUAUGUUAACGCAAAAUAAAAUAUGGCUCCUAGGCUUAAUGCAGCGGUGGGCAACUCGCGGCCCGCCAUGUUAAAUAUUGUGGCCUGCUGGACACAUCACAAAUGAACUUAUUUCUUCAUUCAAUUAGUGAUUAUUUUUAUUUUGGCAUAAGGCAUAAGCUCACAUUUGAAAUAUUCAUAAAUCAUUUGUUUUGUGAUGGUGUUAGGGUUAUUUCAGUGCUCCCACCUCUUUUUUGGGCUGAUUUAAAAAAAUAGAUUGAAAUAAGUAAUGAAUUAUAAAACAGUUUUAUUAUUUACUAUCUUCAUCACAGACAUCUAAGAUCAGCUUGAUCAGGGUGAAUUCUUUCUCUUAAAGUUAGGACAGAAGGAUAUAAAAAUUAUUUUGUUCCCCAGUCUGUAUGAGUUUACCAGCGUGCUUCCCCAGCAGUUACCCAAAACUAUAUGAUCACUAAUUAAACAUUACUGUCCCUGAAGGAGUUCAUUGAUGGCUGAUUUCUACGCUGGAAAAAUACUUUAGAUGUCUUGUGUUAAAAUUGUUAUGAUUGUAAAAUGUUGUCUUGGUUUUAAUUUGUUAUGUAUUUAUUUAUUUUCUGGAUCUGUAAAAUGUAUUAAAAAAAACAUUUCUAUUUAUUUUGAACAAUAAAGAAUCUUAUCUUAACUUAUCUAAAAUAAAAAGGAUUUAUAUAAACACAACAAGUAAGGGGAACCUAAGUUUCCACAAACAUUAUGAUUUAUUGUAGAAUGAUUCGAAACUAUAUUUAGGUAAAGACAAAAGUGCAUCCCUGCAUUUUGAAUUAAUACAAAAUUUAUGGGAAGUGUGCACAUUGUCCAUCCCAAACCUCUCCCCCACUUUUGCUCGGGUGACUUUGGCGGGUGUCCUUAAUUUCCGCUUCCCCACCACAUCUUUGUCCAUCAAAGUGGGGAAUGACGGGCACCUUAGUAUUUGCAAUAAUCCACUGUAUAUGAAUACAUAGAUGUCAGUCUUCUACUUUGAGAAGUGAUCUUCAUAAACAGGCUGUGCCAAUAGUUAUUGAAUACAUUAUAUUGUAUGUUUAUUUAUUUACUGUUACAUUACGGUAUUGUAAUCUUAAUAAUAAUACAUGUACAGAAACUAAUGUUGCCUACCUCUCAAUAUUAGUUUGAAAAUACGCCAACCAGUUGUUCUUUUUUUCCCCAUUAACCUCAUGUAAAUAUUUGACACAACGUUUCUGCUUGUCUGACAAAUUUAUUGAUGAAAGUUUUAAACAAAUCUUACCUUCAGAUUUCCUCACCAAGUCCAACUCCCAGUAAAACUUCCAUACUUGAAAGUGCCAGUGGAGCUUGAAAGGGCAGUGCUGGAUGGGGAAGAGUUGACCACACUAGCACCUUAUCUCAUGCAGGUAAAAUACUCAUUUGGCUUCAAAUAGGGAAAACAUUUAGAAAGAUUAUUCAGAUUUAAAAACCACCCAAUUUAAGCACCAUGCCCAUGACACCAUGCCCAUAACACCAUGCCCAUAACACCAUACCCAUAACACCAUGCCCAUAACACCAUGCACAUAACACCAUACCCAUAACACCAUGCCCAUAACACCAUGCCCAUAACACCAUGCACAUAACACCAUGCCCAUAAUACCAUGCCCAUAAUACCAUGCCCAUAACACCAUGCCUUGUUAGUCUUAAUCUUACACUGCAUGAACUAUGAUGAACAUACUGAAUGACAUUGAGUAAUAAUAACACAGCAGAAAUUUAAAGAAUAAAUUGCUAGGUCAGAUGCUAAUUCUAGUGGUGAAAAACCAUAAGACCAUUUGCUCUUUAAAUGACUUACAAAUAUAUUACUCAUAAACAGAGGACCUGAAUUGAAAAAAAUUGUUAAAAAUUUGUUAUUAAAUUAACUUGUAUGUUCUAAUAUGGACUCCAUAAGUUUUCUGCCUGUUUCGGUUGAAGUCUUAAAUUUUGUAUUUACUGAUACAAAAUAAACUUUUGCACAUAAGAGAGGUGACAAAGAGAUUUACAGAUAAUUAGACUAAGGUCAAGGUUGAUAUUGAUCUUACAAACUUGAACACUUUUCGCAACAACACAUUGAAAUGCUUGACAAUUUUUCAGAACUAUUCGUGCUUGCUAGGAAAGGUUUGUACCCACAUUUUGGAAGAAUGAAAAGGCUUUUUUUAAGUGUUGUGUCUCUAUGUUUAAGGUGAUUUUAGAGCUAUCUUUCUGUAUAAAAGGUGAUUGUGGGGCUAUCUUUCUGUUUUAAAGGUGAUUGUGGAGCUAUCUUUCUGUUUUAAAGGUGAUUGUGGAGCUAUCUUUCUGUUUUAAAGGUGAUUGUGGAGCUAUCUUUCUGUAUUAAAGGUGAUUGUGGAGCUAUCUUUCUGUAUUAAAGGUGAUUGUGGAGCUAUCUUUCUGUUUUAAAGGUGAUUGUGGAGCUAUCUUUCUGUUUUAAAGGUGAUUGUGGAGCUAUCUUUCUAUAUUAAAGGUGAUUGUGGAGCUAUCUUUCUGUAUUGAAGGUGAUUGUGGAGCUAUCUUUCUGUAUUAAAGGUGAUUGUGGAGCUAUCUUUCUGUUUUAAAGGUGAUUGUGGAGCUAUCUUUCUGUUUUAAAGGUGAUUGUGGAGUUAUCUUUCUGUAUUAAUGGUGAUUGUGGAGCCAUCUUUCUAUAUUAAAGGUGAUUGUGGAGCUAUAUUUCUAUAUUAAAGGUGAUUGAGGAGCUAUCUUUCUGUAUUAAAGGUGAUUGUGGAGCUAUCUUUCUGUAUUAAAGAAGGCAUUUGCCCAAAAAAGGGUUUUGUAAGCAGCACCCUGGGGCUCUGAACGGGAUUAGGUAGUACAUCAUCUUGUAACCCAGUUGUCUGAUUAUGUUCAUAAACGCAUAAUUCUGAUGAGUCUGUACUCCAAUAUUUUAAAAGUCUAGGUUGUAGUUUUUGACCAACAUCUUUAUCAAGGCAGCCUAGAAACAACUAAACCAUCUUUGUAAAAAAAAUGUAUUGGACCCUUGGACUUGGUAAAUUGAGUCAUCAGGCCUGUGUAUUUCUUAAAUGUUAUUCAGCUUUUUAAAACAAUUCUUUUAAAACCUUCAUCGUGUAAGACAAAGAAAUUAUGUCAUUGGAACAUUUAAAUUUUAAAAAAAAACACAUUUCAGGAGCUGACUUUCAAAAACUAUGUCAGGCGAAUGUCAACAUUGGUCCACCUUGAAGAGAUUCAAAUGCAGCUGGACAUCAGAGAGUUUGACCUCACACGGGUAACAUUGCCUGAAUAUAAAUGUUACAAUUCUCUGGACGCCUCUGUUAAAAUUUUUGUUACGCCCCUGAUUUUUAUUUUUUUUGCAGCUGUUACUAAUCUUGUAAAUGUGCAGCUAUUUUUUUUUUUUGCAUAAACAGCCAACAGCUGAUCCCAUACAAAAGUAACCAUUGACUUUAGUGAUUGAGGUUUUUCACUCUGGGUUUAUUUCCUUCCUAAAAUUAGCCAAACUUUAUAGGGUAAUGAAUUUAUUCAUCCAAUCUGCUAUGCACACAAAUAUGGGGAGAACCCGUAAAUGCCACCCGGUUGGGCAAAGCUUUUUUGUUGUACCCUUCCAUGAAAAAAACUUAGAAGUUUGCCAAAAAUACUGCCCAUCAAUUUAAGGAAAAAAUUCCACCUCCUUCCCACCCCAUUCCUAUGCCACUUGGAGGAACCCAGAUAAAUUUUGUUCUGUCUACAUGUUGGUCAAAAGGCAGGCAAUGUCACCACAUGGCUUAACCUUUUAUGAAAAUUAAUGAAGAUAUUGUGAUGUUUUAUAACUAAAAAUAUUUAGGACUUGCAUCUGCUGCCCAAAGGAUAGCUAGUUAGUAGGAAACGACUGAUAAGCAAAUUUCUACUGAUUUUCAUCUUUGGGUAUUGCUUUAAGUUAAAAUGCUAUGUCCAAUAUUUGUGAACUGUUUCUAAUUCAUUGUUGUACAGCUUUCACUGACUUGAAAGGCAGCACUCUGGAGGAUUACAUACUAUGAAAAUAAAGUUUUGAAACAAAAAAAUUAAAUAAAAGCUUUUUCUAGUAAAGUUUUAUUUAUAGCACUGCUAUCAGAAUUUCUAAAAAGUGCUCUUAUGUAAUCAGUAAUUCCUGUAUUGUAGAAUUAACAAGAUGACCCGAUGAACACUUGCAAAAUGUAAGCCUAAGUCUUUCUACAAAAAUUAAAUUAAUUUUUUUUAUAUUUAUAGAAAAUUGUGACGUGCGAGAUCAUUAGCUGAUAGUCAACAUAUAACCUUUUGAAAAACUUGGACACAAGGUUUUAAGAAUUUUUGCCAGUGCAACUUUUGGCUUGGUGCUGUAUCUGAUUGUGAAAUGAAUUAAUUUCAAUCAUUUAAAUGUAUAUGUGAAGCAGUUGGUCCAGACAUUACAGAAAAAUCACCUAUUAAUAGAAAACUUGCACUAUUUGGAGGAUUUUGAUUUUUUAAUUAAAAUAAAACUUGUUUCAACCUUCUUACUAUUUUAAUGUUAUAAAGUAUUUCAAACUUUGACAAAAAAUUGAAACAAUACAUAAUAGUAACUUGUAAAAAAACAAACAAUGAAAACCUAUAUAUUGAAAAACAAUUGUUUCCAUAGAAAAAACCCAGAAUAAUCAAUAAUAUCAAUUUUUUUUUUCAGGUUUGUCUCCAGUCAGCAGGUGAGUACCUGGCCUUAACUGUACCAGGAUUAGCAGAGGGUAGACCAUCUGUUCUCAUUGGUGACAAAAUUUUACUGUCAAGUCCCUCUGAUUUAGAAGGUCCAAGCUAUGAGGGCUUUGUUCAUGAAGUGAGUGAAAUUGUUUAUCUUUAAUUUAUGUCUGGCAAAUUAUUCUGGUGCCAAGUAAGCAAGGCAUUCAAUAUAUUCCAUCAAAUGUUCUUUCAAUGAACUAAUAUCCAUAUUUUAAAACAUUUUUUUAAAUUAAAAUUUAUCAUUAAAUAUAAUCAGUACUUCAAUUAAUUUUUUGUAGGUGAAAUAAUUCUAAUUAAAGAAGUUGAUAAAAGAAACUUUCCCUUAUCUUGUUUUUAAAAUACCUUAUUUGUCUACCCCUUACCAUGCCCUUCCUAAAACAUGCACAUAUUUUGACUAAAUUAUGUUUUUAAAAUGCAGUCGAACCCACUUACCUCGACCUCGGUUAACACCCAAACCCUGUUAAGUCGAUAUUUUGGAAGUGGAACCGGCAAAUUCUCUCUUUGUCUCAGUCUUAGCAUUUUAUCCAUGGUUAUGUCGAUUCUUUUAUGUCGCCAAACCCUGAUAUCUCGAGCACAAAAGGCGACCAAAUUUGCCACUUAACCUCGGUUAUCUCUAUCCCCAUGACCAAUCGCUGGCUUUUGAAAAUUAUAUACAACAGAAACAUGCCUACUUCAAACUGUAGUAAUUGAAAUGAAAUGACAAUAUCGUCUGCGCAAUUAACUUGACACAGCAAGAAGCGAGGAGCGAGAGGCUUGCAAACAAAAGAGAGAAGUCACAGUACCUGUUCUAUUUAUAGAGAACCCUCUUAUCGCUUAAUAGGUUUUCAUAACGCUCUUCACGUUGAUUUAAAAAAAAAAAGAAACAGAAUCAGUAUUUGAAUAAACUGCACUGGUGAAUCCGGAGCGAAAGAAAAUAAAAACUUGCGAAUCUGGAGCUGAAAAAUAUUUAGCCUCACGAAUCCGGAAUUCCGGGAUAAUUUGGAAAAGUGGCGCCCCCACAUAUGCCUGUUAGAAAACAUGUAUGUACAUUUUUAUUGCAUGACGAUUGCUUCAUCAAACAAAUGACGGUAAUGCUGUUGAGUAAAAAAAAACUCCAAAAUAUUUCCGUCAUAAUGGUUUUCAUUUAUUUUGAUAAUUGGUUAUCUCAACGCUUUUUGGCAAACCCCGAGGCUGUUGAAAUAACCAGGUUCGACUGUACCUUGUGUAUCUACCCCUUGCCAUGACCUUGCUAAAACAUGAAGCCUAUUUUGAUCAUCUUCUGGGUUAAUCUUCAACUAAGAGUAAAGGGUCCCCUCCCCCUAACUGUAAAGAGCUAUUUUUUAAGUAACAUUUCAGGUCUUAAAUUCAACAUUUUUAAAUUUAUUUUUUUAAAACAACAACAUAGCUGCUACUUUUAUUUCUUCAAGACCAGUUUGUCAGCUUUGACAUGGAGUUAGCCUAAUUCUUCAUCUUAGAAUAAUAGCAGAUCAGAUCUGUUUCUCAAAAUUUGUGGAGGAAACACUUAUCUAAACUCCCAUAAUGUUCUAAUGGAUAAAUCUUAACUCUUAUGGAGAACUCUUAAGGAUUAAAUAAUUAUUUUUCAGUGCACUGGUUGCAGCUGUUCAAUUUUAUUUCCAGCUCACCUGCACUGAUGUAACAUUUCAGGUCUUAAAUUCAACAUUUUUAAAUUUAUUUUUUUAAAACAACAACAUAGCUGCUACUUUUAUUUCUUCAAGACCAGUUUGUCAGCUUUGACAUGGAGUUAGCCUAAUUCUUCAUCUUAGAAUAAUAGCAGAUCAGAUCUGUUUCUCAAAAUUUGUGGAGGAAACACUUAUCUAAACUCCCAUAAUGUUCUAAUGGAUAAAUCUUAACUCUUAUGGAGAACUCUUAAGGAUUAAAUAAUUAUUUUUCAGUGCACUGGUUGCAGCUGUUCAAUUUUAUUUCCAGCUCACCUGCACUGAUGUAUUACUCAAGUUCAAUCCAGAAUUCCAUGCUCGCUACAAUGGAGAAGAUUACAAUGUUCAGUUUACAUUUAGCAGGUAAUUACUACAAAUUUUUUUCUUUUUCUUUUUGUAAACAUGUUGACCUAGUUUUUGUGGGCAUUGCUUGUCUCCCUUAUGGUUAUGUGUCACCAAUUAACUUGGUGACACGCACUGCCACAUCCUUGAUUGGGAAAGUUUUUUUACAAUUACCAUAAGGUCUGCAUAGAGAUAUAAAAUAUUGUCUGAUGAUUGAAUUUCUAGCCUCUCUGUUCUUGAGGGUUCUGAUGCCUCACUAUAAAUAUGACGGUCGACAGUGACCGGCAGACUUACCAGACUUAAAGGAGCCCUUCAAGACUUACUAGAUUUAACUCUGUGUGGAUUAAUAUUUGUACCUUUCUAGUAUUAUACUUUUUUACUUUCUGUGCCGUAAGUCAAUUAGUUUUUAUUUUUUGUAUUUUUUAUUUUGCAUUUUGAUCUCAACUUAAUAGUGUAAUUAAAUAGAUUUUGUUAUAAUCACUAGCUGUGGAAUGGGUUUUCUUUGUAUUCUGGCUUUCAGUCCUUUGUUAUGUUUUGUUUAUCUAACAAGCCUAAUCUUAAAACAGAUUAAAUUUGCUGAACCUUAUAACAGUACGUAGCACUAUGCGUUAUAAUGCCAUACCCCUAGCAGUUGAUUAUAAUUCAUAAAUAUGGUGUGACAGAUGGGCAUAAAUCUAACAGAAAUAAUAAUAGUUUUCCAAAUGAAUUUACUUUCUAAUUGCUCUGUGUCCUUUGUGCUUUAAAAAAAAAAAAUAGAAAACCUUUCUGUAGAUGCCAGCAAGCGGCAUCAUUAGCUGUUCAAUAUUUACCAUCCAAAGGUGAGUAGGUCAACAAGCAUUUGUAUAACUGUUUUUGUUCUUAUUUUAAGUUUUCUCCUUCUAUUAGAAAAAAUUAUUCUUAACAUUGGAAGGGCUGUUAGUGAAGCAUUGUUUAUCUUAAAAGAACAUAUCAAUAAAUGGGGCAUUGUUCUGAGAAGUAAAGAAUGUAAUCAUCUGAAACUUUAAUUUAGCGCCAGUACAAUAUUUAAACAAGGCCUAUUAAUUCUCUUCUUGCACAUCACAGUUCUGUUCCCCACACAAGUUGAAAUAAAGCCUCCUCAAGUGAGCUUGGAGGAUGUCAUGCUGUCUGAGGACACUCUACUUCUGUCAUCUGAAUCACCAUUUUCACCAGGAAGUACCUCAUCUCAGACUUCAGACUAUUUUGACAAAGAUACCAGACUCAAAGUCUCUAUGUCUUCAAGUUUUAAAACUAACCAAAGAGAGAAUAUCCCACCAGGUUCACCACACACUUUCUCCAACUCCUGUGCUUCUAACCAUAAGCAAAGGAAAUUUAGAAAUGGAAAGAAGGAUUUUCAUUUCUUCAAUCCAUCUUUGAAUGAUAGACAGAAGACGGCCGUGAUGAAAGUUCUCCUGGGGCAGGCUCGGCCCAUUCCUUAUGUUAUAUUUGGCCCUCCAGGUAGUAACACCAGUGGAAGUUAUUCUCUUUACUUUUUCUUGUUUGGAGUUGAUGAAUCACUUUGAAAUAUAAUUUUAAUUAUUAUGUUGUCUGAUUCCUAUCAUCACUGAAGUUUUGCAUUAAACUGUCAGUGUUAAUUCAUCUGCUACAUCAGUCAUAAUAUUGAUCUGUUACAUCGGUCAUAAUAUCAUUGAUCUGCUACAUCAGUCAUAUUAUCAUUGAUCUGCUACAUCAGUCAUAUUAUCAUUGAUCUGCUACAUCAGUCAUAUCCUCAUUGAUCAGCUACAUCAGUCAUAUUAUCAUUGAUCAGGUACAUCAGUCAUAUUUGUUGUUGUUUUGUUACAACAGACAGUUAUUCCAAUGAAUGGCCUUAAUCCAAUGUAAGACCUAAAUUUUUUUUUGUUCCCUGAAUGAUAUUUUCCAAAAAACAAUUUGAUGGAUUCUAAGCACAUCAAAAAGUAAAUUUAAAGAAGUUCAAGUUGCCUCAUCUUUUAGAAUUUGAUUUAUAUAUUUCUUUUGUGUUAACUUCAGUACCGGGUUGCAAUAAUUUAUUUGGUUUUUGAUCUUGUCUUACAUACCACAUUUGUUUUAAUAUUUUCAUUACAAAAGUUUUUAAAAGCUCUAAAAACCCAUUUGUGAAAUGUUCAGUUGGUUAUUAUUUCAGGAACUGGGAAAACAAUUACAGUUGUUGAGGCCAUCUUGCAGAUUUUUACUCAAAUUCCAUCCAGUCGCAUCAUUGCCUGCACUCCAUCCAAUAGUGCAGCUGACCUCAUUGUGCGUUUACUAUUUUUAAUUACCGAUUGGUGCAUGAAAAUAUUUUGCACCCCAAGAUGAAUAGCACAGUAAUUUUAUUAAAAUUUUAUAAAUACUGCAGUAUAUUUAAAUAUAAAAUACUUGACUAUAUUAUUUUUCUCUUUUGUAAUAAUUAUUAAAGCUCUUUCAUUAAACUGUGGUAUGUAGGUAUUUUAAUUAUACAUUAAAAUUUUGUCUUUUCAUCUUUCUUUUACACUUGUUAAAUUUAAUUCAUUUUUGAAAUGAAUCAUUUCAACUCUAUUAUCACUUUGUCUAGGCUGAAAGACUUCAUAUGAGUCAAGUUGUGGAACAAACACAGAUGGUGCGUCUCAACGGAUUUCAAAGGUCACUUGAAGUUAGUAUGUUAUGUCAUGUCUUAUCUUAAAAAAUAGAAUUUUUUGCUGAAUACUCGACAUAAGAGUGCCAUGACAUAAGAGAUUAUUGAGAUAUGAGCCGUCAUGCGAGCGAUGUUUUUGCUUUGGGAUACAAGAAAUAUUUGAGAUAAGAGGAACUGGAUCAGCGGGUCGGCGAAAAUUAAAGCGAAAGGUUAAAAAAAUUGUACAGUGGCAUUUAAGUUCAAAUAAGUUCAGAGAAAUUUGGUUAAGUUCCAUUAAUUUUAUGGAUAAAGUGUAGCAUUAAGCGUCUAAUGAGUAAGUGAAUUAAAGUGGCCGAAAGAGUUCAGCAUUAACAGUGUAGCCAGCGAGUGAACGAAGUGAAACUCCUCCGCCUAUCUCCUCCACCUUACACCUCCGCCAGUAUCUUCCGUAAGUUCAAGUUGGCUGAUUUCCAAGGAAAAUACACUUUAUAAAACCUGUUUAUUUCUUUACAUUCUCUUUUAUUGUGUUUUUAUACAAUAUUUGUCAUCUAUAAAUACAUUUUUCUUACUCAAAAACACGUAACAAAAACAACUGAGGUGGCAUUUUGGGGGCUGGAAUGGAUUAAGGGCAUUUCUAUUAAUUUCUAUGGGGAAAAUUGCUUUGAGAUACGAGCGAAUUGACCUACGAGCAAGGUUAUGCAACGAAUUAAAUUCCUAUCUUGAGGUACCACUGUAUUUACAAAAUCCCAUGAGAAAACUUGUUACAUUGAUGACAAUUGACAGGAAAGCUCUUUUACUUUGAGGAACACCACAAACAGCAGACACCUUCAUUUACUUUUUGUUGUUACAGUCCGUACCUGAAACCAUCCUGAAAUACUGUAGAGUAGCGGAUGACAUGGAAGUGAUAUCUCAUUACCGUAUUAUUGUGAGCACUUGCACGAUGAGUGGGGAAUUCUAUGGACUCGGAGUGAGGUCUGGCCAUUUCACACAUGUCUUUAUUGAUGAAGUAAGGGAAAGUUUCUAUACAUUGUUGUAUGUGUGGCAGUUAACUUUAUUGAUUCGGAAACAUAGAUUACAAGUUUCUAAAACAGGGAUUACCGGUACAUUGAAUUAAAUAUUGGCAGUUGUAUUUUUCCUUUCAAUCUCUUCCAACUAAAUUCUUUUUUCUAGUAGUGGCUGUUGAGAUCAUUUUGUAAACUGAUAGAAUGUUUCUUAAAUCUAUCCGUCUCCAAAUAUAUACAGGUCAAUCAGAAUAAUUUCAUUAUUUUGUUGAUUUCACAGUGUGGUCAGGCUACAGAACCAGAGUGUAUGAUUCCUGUUGGACUUAUUUCAGGUGGAGAUGGCCAGGUAAUAUAUUUAUAUAUAUGGUAUCCUUCCAAUUCGCGCGACGAUGGAUUAGCUAUGGACACGUCAAAUGGCUAAUGAGGUCGGUUCUGGAAAUGGCAGUCUUGGCUUUAUGCUUUGCAGGAGAACCUUGAUAUAAGGUUAAAUUUUAAAUUUGGCCUUCCUUAAUGUUCUUUUUAUAGCAAGGGCUUUGUUUUGCGCAUCUUCUGCCUGUGUUACUCCAGAGGGAGAAAUUUUUGCCAUUUUUCCUAGACAUUUAUUUUACAAUUUGUAAUAUACUUAUAAGUUAUAAGAUUAUAGCCUACUCUUUAAUAUUUGUAUCUUUCAAGGAUUGUAAUCUUUCACUUGUUGAGCUGUAAGUUUAUAUAGAUUUUAUUUCAGUUCAUUUGAUUUUGUACUCUUUAUAUAAAUUUAAUAGUAUUUGUUAUAUUGAAUAUUGUUAAUAUCACUAGCUUUGGUAUUGUUUUUUUUUUUGUAUACUAGUUUUCAGUCGUUUGUGACGUAUUGCUCAACAAAUGGGUUAAAGCUCUUUGAAAGCAGGUUAAAUUUACAAAAAACAAUAUAAUGGUACGUAACAAUGUGCAAAAGGCAGCAGUGUCAGCUGAUGACUUUAGUCUCUGGUGGCAUCAAUUCUCCAAGAGCCAGUUUGACACAAAACAAGACAGGCACCAUCAAGCAACUAUAUUAACUUAUAGCAUACCUCAACAAAGAUCACACAAUUCUGGUACAAAAGAAUCCAGUCCAAGAGACAUCUGUGCCUAUUGCAAAAGGGAAACUCAAGAAAAAAUUGUACACCAUACAACGUCUCCGCAUGUAUGUCUUGUUGUAUAUAUGGAAACAUAUUUGAAAAAUCAAAAAGUUUAUGCUCUUCUCCAGCUGUCCAUAAAAAAUUCACAGAGGUUUGUCACAAUUAUUCAAAGAGUUUCUGAACAAUAAGGCUAGAUUUAAAGACUCCAGCCAAGUUCCUGCUUCGACUGCAAGUCUUGUUUGCUUUUCUUUAAGAUCCUAUUGCUCCAAGAAGAGGUCCACCUCCAAAGGGUGUUUUACCAAAGACCAUAGUGUAAGUUUUGAUGACAGAGUUUUACUUCUACCCUAACCACAUGUUCUCAAGACUCCGACAAGAGUUUUUCCUAUCAGGGUCCAAACUUCUACAUCAGAAACCACUGAUGUUCAUCAAAAUUUUAUGUCUUUCAUAACAGAAGGUUUUGUGUCACUGCCAGGCGAUGAUUUAAGUCUACAACCUAUCAAGAUUUUUACGAGACACAGGUGCUUCACAGUACUUACUCUUGUGGGUAUACUUCCCUUGUCUAAAAGUAAGGAUACCGGAAGCAACAUGAUAAAGUUGCAUCACUGAAGUUGGUGUUACCCAGUGUGGUAAACCACAUGGUCCCACCCUCCUACUUUUCAGUACACGCCCCAUGCACCUCACUGAAACUGCCUGCAGUGAUGGCAACCUUUUCUGGAUGCACCCUGCUCUGAUGCUACAAUCUUACCUGGCAAUAUAAUCUGAUGGCCUCCUGCUCAGUAUAGUUACCCCUUGAGGCAACCUACUGUGAUGACACCCUGCUCUGGUGAUAACAAGCUCUAUCUGUUGACACAUUUUUCUGGUGGCAAUUUGCCGCUGCUGUGGCGACACCCUGCUCUGGUGAUAACAUGCUCUAUCUGGUGACACACUGUUCUGGUCACAACCUGACCAUGCACCUGUAUUUUAACUGAGUUAUUUUAAAAAUGGACUUUUCCAUUUGUUGUCACCAUUUGUGCAUCAUCUGGUGUGGACAGCAGCCCUAGUAAUGCUACUGCUUAAAAUAACUUGCGAACAUUUGAAUAUUGUUCAUAAAAUUGUGUUGAGUGCUUUUUAGGAACUUCAUUAAUUGAAAUUUUAGAUUGUGUGAUGCAUUUAGUUCUUCAGAAGAAACUAUCUUGUCAUUAUUUGUUAUAAUUGCUGAAUUAAUUGAAGAAAAAAAUCUAAUUUAUACUUAAAUUAAAAUUUGAAUUACCGGUACUUACAACAUAUAAAAUUGUAGUGUGUUGUUAUCUUCCUCACAGAAUUGUGCUAAGUUCUGUCCUCAAUAAACAAAAAACAAUUUUUUAAAUUUGGAUAAACCAGGGAUGAAUUUAUGGUGCCAAGUGGGCGGUGGUCACAAAAAGUUUGAGGAGCACUGUUCUAAUGAGUCAAAGCUUAAAGCAGAUUAAAUCUGUCAAACCAUGUAAUUGAUUAUAACAUGUGAUACACCUUAGAAAUUCUGAGUGCUAAGAACAGGAUGAAACGUGUGCUGGCUUAUUGCAAGAUCUGAAAAGAGAUUAUUGGAAACAACAGAUAAUUACUACAAAUCUGUUAAUUGGUACAUUUAAAAACGAUAAUCUCAAACAAUUAAACUUGAAGAUGAUAUUAAGAUUUAAAAUGUAACAAAACAUGCCAAUAAUUUCAUCUUUGUUGUAAAGGGUGCAUAAUAUUUAAAAUGUAACAAAACAUGCCAAUAAUUUCAUCUUUGUUGUACCGGGUGCAUAAGAUUUAAAAUGUAACAAAACAUGCCAAUAAUUUCAUCUUUGUUGUACCGGGUGCAUAAGAUUUAAAAUGUAACAAAACAUGCCAAUAAUUUCAUCUUUGUUGUACCGGGUGCAUAAGAUUUAAAACGUAACAAAAUUCAUGCAGAUAAUUUUAGCUGGAGACCCCAAACAACUUGGUCCCAUUCUGAUGUCUCCCUUUGCUAAAAUGUAUGGGCUGGAAUUGUCUUUCCUUGAGCGCCUCAUGCUGAGAGAAGCUUACCAGAGAGAUGAAACCUUUGCUGAACAUGGGGGAUUUAACCCGGCCUUGGUAAGUAUCAGUGCUUGGUUUGUUUAUUCAGAUAUUUUAAGACCAGCUGUAAGCUUAUUUAUUGUUAACCAAAAUUUUUUAUGUUAAUAGUUAAAUCUUUAUAAAAAUUCUUGUUUUUAUUAAAUUUUUAGAAAAAUCCUUUUUUAAAUUUCUUUAGAGAUACAAAUUUUGGCACUGAAAUAAUCAGUGUAGUUUGCCAAUUGUGUUCUGAAAGAAUUUAUAAUAAAUUAUGUAAAUUGUAACUCACAAUGUAAAUUUUUACCUGGCAUUAAAAUAUUUGGUAUCUUUUGGACACAAGCAAGCUUUUAAAUCUAAUGUUUCCAUUUAACAAUUGCAUUAAAACAAAAAUGUAUACACUUUAGUUCUUCCACCUUUAUUAGCAAUAUUAUAUUAUACCAGCAUAUAUGUUUAAUAUUGAGUUGUCUAUGGACAGGUGACUAUGUUGGUCAACAACUACCGCUCACACCCCUCCAUCAUAGAGCUUUCAUCUCACAUGUUUUACUAUGGGCAGCUGAAGCCCCACGCACAUCCCAACCGCACGCACACACUGACGCAUUGGGAGCUGCUUCCCAAAACAGGAUUUCCUGUAAUUUUCCAUGGAGUAAGAGUACGUGAACAAAAACUUUUUAACCUAAACAUUAUAAUAUUUUCAAAGAAUUUACAUUGUAUUUUCAUGUAUGCGUUUUGUUGGUGAGUUCUUGGUCAGUCCUGGUUUUUCUCUCAGUAAAGUAACUCUGGCUGAGAUCCAUCUGGUCUAGACACUGUUAGGUGAUUUGGGUGUUGAGACCAACUUAUUAUUAGAUUAGAUUCAGAGUAAAAGAAUAGUGUAAAAGCUGUGAUAAGUAUUUAGAUGAUUAGAGUCAAAGGAUUGGUUUUGUUUCCAGUGAGUAACCUUUGUUACGUCUCUGAAAAUAUUCAUUUUGGGUAUGUGGUGUGUAUUCUUUUAUUUAAUUAUAUUUCAUCAUUGGCUUGGAGGGUGAGUUGGAAUGCUUUAUGCUUUGUCAUUCAUCACAUAUGAAUUGCACCCUCCCCGUUCAUUGCCACCAAGACCAGGCAAAGAUAUUUGUGAGUGGAAUCCUAUUAAAUUGGUCUGUUGAACCAGUUCUACGUGUGGUUGUGCUAAAUAACUGGUGCCAGUCCCUGAACCCACCACAAACUUUAGGCUCAUUGCUUUUAAGUAACCAGUUAGUUAGCUUUUGUAAAGAAAACACCAAAUCAAAAGCCUCGUGCUUGAGUCUGUUGUCCUUUUAUUGAGCAGACUUUGUAGAAAACACAAUAAUUCAAAGAAGGUCAGAUUUAAUUAACGUUUCAACAAGAAAUAAAAAGGUAAUAAUGUAUAAUUUAAAAAAAAUUGUUUAAAGUUAAAGUGUCUAAGAUGAAAAUUUUUCUUUUCAAUGACAAGGGUGAAGACUUUCGAGAGAAGAACAGCCCUUCUUGGUUUAAUCCAGGGGAAACAAUACAGGUUAUACAGUACCUUCAAGGUGUGCUCAAGGAAGGUGUCAAUCCAGACGAUGUUGGUAUCAUAACACCUUAUCGGAAACAGGUAAUGGCUUUACGUGUUUGAUUGUUGUUUUAUUUGCAUUCAUUUCUAAAAUAGUAAAAUAGAUGAUAACUUUGAAGAUACAAAGAUGAAAAUGAGAUCUACAUGAUCAUCUAGAUGUACAAAUUGACAUUUGGAUGAUAGAUCUUGCAGUAGACAAAGAAGUAAAUAAUUGAACAAAAACUGUUCUGUGUAUAAUGCCAUUAGUUGUCUAAGUAUUAUAAUUAUAAAAUGAAAGGUUUAUGUUUCAAUGACACCUGACUAUGACUUUCCAAAUAGCAGAUUAGGUUCUUACCUUUUAAUUCUGAACACUUCUGUUUGUUUGUGAUGAUACCAUUGAUUCAAAUGCAAGAUAUUUUAGUUUUUUUUUAUUUUUAAAGUUACCACAGUAUUUGCUUAGAGUCUAGUUAUUUUUACUAAACUGGUAAUGAAACUAAACUUCAAAUAAACUGCUAUUUUUUUUAAUUCUUUUGAUUGGGGACUGGGGCGUUUUAAAAUAAAAGAUUUGAUUUUUCUUCCCAUACAAAUACAACCUAUCUUAACUAAAAGCUUACUGCAAUUACAAGUUAAAUUGCAUAAUAUUAAAAACAGAGACAUAAAAUAUUAUAAAAUAUGCCUAGCAACUGUAACUUAUUAAAAAAAUUUAUAAUUGAAUUUUAGGUGGAGAAAAUUCGACUGAUGAUAGAUCGAUUGGGAAUGCCUGAGGUCAAGAUUGGUUCAGUUGAGGAAUUUCAAGGCCAGGAGUAUCAAGUUGUCAUUAUUUCAACAGUAAGCAAUGAUGCAUCAUUUUUCACUUUAACUACAAUAAUGUUUACAAAGUUAAGGAUGCAAAAUUUCAAUACAUUUUAAGGCUUUGAUAGAAUAUGUCAUUUAUGAAUAUAUUUUAAUUUAUUUUUUAAUUCUUUAAUUUAAGUUCCAGUUGUCCAACUCUUUUUUAAUUUUAUUUUAAAAGGGAUUUUUUGCAAGCAAAAUUUUUCCCAUUUCAUCAUAAAUUUAUUUUAAAAAUUGAUAUUUAAAAAAAAAAUUAAAUUAUUCAUUCAUAUAUUUUUUACAGUAGUACCACCCACCCCCAACCUUUUUUUCAAAAUCAGCUACGGUACUUUGAAAAACAAAAGUAUUAAAAUAAAACAUGUAAAUUGUAGUUUGAAACUUGCUGCAGUAAAAAGUUUUAAUGUACCAGGGAGGCUUUAAUAUUAUUAUUUUCUUAUAUUUAUAUACUUUCUAUUUGAUUCAUAAACCAUAUUAUUUUUGUCCUCUAAAAUCUCUACAGGUUAGGUCCAAUGAAAAACUAAUAGGCUCUGAUAUUCGUCACAGUCUUGGUUUCCUGAGCAAUCCCAAAAGGUUCAAUGUGUCAAUAACAAGAGCCAUCUGCAUGAUGAUUGUCGUAGGGAAUCCGUUAAUUCUAGCCCAAGUUAGUAUUUUAUUUGAAACAAUAUUGGUAAAAUUAAUUCACAAUGUGCGUAUAAGUACCAUGAACAGUAGGAUUUAAAUGACAUUUUUUAAUAAAUGAUUUUUAAGCUGCUGUAACUGUAAUUGCAUUACAAUACUGAUUUUAAUUCAGGUAAAAUAAAACCAUUAAGUUAAAUUGUUUGCAAUCCUAUGUUAGUUUAUAGUCUCUUAUGUGGAAGAAAAUGAAGGAAGUCAUCAUUCAAUAAGACUGAAGCGCUAAAGAUUGCAUUAAAGGCUUUAAAGAAAUCAGGUUCUCAUAUUGUCAUCAUUUUCAUUUUGACAUGAGUUUCCAAAGGACAUUUAGAAUCUGAAGUACAGUAAGAUGUCAAAAUCUGGACAUCGGAGAUCUGGCCCACUGGAAAACCCUGAUAGCCUUAGCAGAAUGUAUUUUUCUAUGGAGCAAUAAUUGCAAUAUGAUUUAAGGGAACUAUAAGACUUUUCCAUUUUUAUUACAUGUUAAAUACCAGUACUUAAUGUUACACACAGGCAUAUCUUAAAGGUUUUGACAUGUAUAUAUUUUUUUUGUUCCUUUAUAGUUUUCCACACAAAAAAUAGCUAUUGCAAGCUAUAUUGAUAUUUUUAAUUUACUGAAAAUAAGAUACUAUGUUUGCUAUCUGAUUAAAAAAUCCAGAUAAGUGCAUAAUCCUUACAGGGUCAAACCAUGAUAUAAUAUGGAAUGCAUACACAAUGCUAAAUAUGUUGUGAAAAUUUACAUCAAAUUUGUGAAAAAAUUAAGUUCUGCUAGUGAAACUCCCAGGAGCAUUAAAUUAAGUUGGACCAAAUUUAACAAUUUGUUGAAACAGUUGUCACAAUGUUUGUCUUUUUACUUUGAAACAUUAAUAUAAGACCUCAGACUCUAUUCUAGCAUGUAUGUUUAGAUUUAAUAAUCUAAACUUUAAUGAUGGCAUCCCUCACAAUUUAAAAAUGUUUUCAGUGUUCUUGUGUUUAACCGGGUGACAUUUUUAUUGCAGGAUCUAAACUGGCGUAUGCUGAUCAAAUAUUGUGUAGAUAAUGGAGGAUACACAGGCUGCGAAUUGCCUGAUCUGAAGGCCAAAAAAUAUCAAACAGAGGAGAUGCAAGAAAUUUUUAAAUCUUAGCUGCCUUUUGAAAAGAAAAAAAAUAGUUUGGAAAGAAUGUCAUUACAUAAAUGUGGAAGGCUGGGCUUGUGGCGUGUGACGUAUAAGAUUUUUCAGCUCACUCUUAUUCUCAUAUAAAUUAAACUGAAAUAAAAAUCACUUUUUAUCUUUUUACUUUGCAAAGUGAAAAAAGCCUGUUAUAUUUUAAGAAAAGUGAUCAUUCAGAUCCAGGGGGAAUUUGGCAAUUUCAGUAUGUGUCUUUAGCGUCGAGGCCAUGGUGAAAUCAUCAUCUCAUAAUAAAGUCAACUUUACCUUUUUGUCACUUUGGAAUGACACGGGGAUUUUUAAUCUAUUAUUUAUCCCAUUAUUUACCAAUGACCACAAAACAGUGAAAUUAAACAAGUUCUUUUUACUAACUUACAAAAAAGAUUAGAUUGUAAUUGUAUUUGUAUUGAGUGUCAGCUGAUUCUUUUUUAUGUUGCCGGUAAUGCUUUCCACUCUAUUUCAAAUUUCUAAGGACAUUCCCCAGAUUUUUAUUUUUUGUUUGGAAAUGUUCUGAAUCUCUUUUAUUUCUAGAUUCAAAGAGUCCAUUUGAAUGCUAUAUUUUGCCAUUCCAUAGUGUAAAAAAUAAAUACUAAUGAACCCUUGUAAUUUUUUUUACUGAGAGGGAAUUUAUGUCUAGUCAUGUUGAUGGAUUUGGUAAUUAACAGUGUGGGUCGUACAACUCUAAAAUGUGAAAUAGUAUUGUAAAAUUUCAACUUUUAAAGAAACGAAAUUAACAAUUUUUUAUUAACUCAUCAAUCAGUGAAUUGCACUGUAUUUGAUAUUAUUAGUUCUAUUUUUUAAUGUUCGUUAAUUUUUAUUGUAAUUUUAAUUCAGUAAACCGGUG